ACGAACGGCUGAGGCGGCCGGUGCCGGGAGCACACAUGGUUAAGGCAGCCGCGGGCGCACAUCUGGCGGGGGAGGGCUGCGAGCCUCGUCCCGCGCCUCGCUGCCUCCUGCGCUUCCAAAAAGUGUAUUUCCGCCCGGGCCGGGCGAGGAGAGGCGGCUCCGGAGCGGGAGGCAGCGGUCGGCCUCGGGCAGGCUCCGCGCUGGCCCGGGCGAUGCUUUAGGGCAGCAAAGGCAGCGCCGCGAGGGACAAGCCGUGCCCCAGAGGUGCUGACAUCCUAAAUCACUGCUCUUGGGCGUCCAUGGGAGGCAGCAGCAGCAAUUGGUCCAGGACUUGGCCCGGUCAGAGGCUGCUGCUCUGCUCCACUCUCAGCUUCUGAGCUGUCCCUGGCCCCUCACAGGGCACUGCCAAGGCAUGGAGGGGCUGUGGGUGCAUGGUGUCCUUCUGAUCUUCCUGCUGCCCUGCCCUGUGGGGAGCCAGACCAGCUCCAUCCCUGACCAGCGAUGGUGGACAGACCCCAAUGAGGCCCCAUCCCAGCACCAAGCUGCCAGGGCCACGCAGGAGCAGAAGGCCAAUGAUGCCCGGGAGGGGCUGCCCCCACAGCCCCGCUGUGUCCGCUGCUGCCCCCCACCCGAAAAGCGCUUCUACCCCCAGUACCAGCCCAUGCCUCAGAUCAACAUGACCAUCCUGAAAGGAGAGAAGGGGGACCGCGGUGAGCGUGGCAUGCAGGGCAAGUUCGGCAAGACGGGGGUGGCCGGCAGCAGGGGCCACGCAGGGCCCAAGGGACAGAAGGGCAGCAUGGGCGCCCCCGGGGAGCGCUGCAAGAGCCACUACGCUGCGUUCUCUGUGGGCCGCAAGAAACCUCUGCACAGCAACGACUACUACCAGACCCUCAUCUUCGACACGGAGUUUGUCAACCUCUACGACCACUUCAACAUGUUCACGGGCAAGUUUUACUGCUACAUCCCCGGGAUCUACUACUUCAGCCUCAAUGUGCACACCUGGAACCAGAAGGAGACGUACCUGCACAUCAUGCGCAACGGGGUGGAGGUGGUGAUCCUCUACGCCCAGGUGAGCGACCGCAGCAUCAUGCAGAGCCAGAGCGUCAUGCUGGAGCUGAAGGAGCAAGAUGAAGUCUGGGUGCGGCUCUACAAGGGUGAGCGUGAGAACGCUGUCUUCAGCGACGAGUACGACACUUACAUCACCUUCAGUGGCCACCUCAUCAAGUACAGUGGGGACCCCUGAGCACCAGGCCCUUCCCACUCCUCCUGUGCCAGGCCAGGCGGCCAAGGAGCCCCUGUCCCUCUCAUCCCAGGAGUGCCACCCCCAUUAUGCUGUUAGUCACCCUAGUGCCACUACCCCCAGCAGCUGCACCAGUGUGUGAAUUCCCCCUCUCCAGCACCUCAAGGCCAACCAGACACACUUGGAAGAGUUGGAGCAAUUUUAAGCCCCUGCCACAUUAGUGACCAGGAAGCAGCUGCUCAGCUGGGAUGGGCAGGGAGCUCCCGCCUCUCCCCACUGCAGAGCUGGGCUUGCCAGGUACAAGGGAACAGUGUGACUGCUGGUGCCCUGGUGUGCCAGCGCUGACACUGGCACCGUGUUCCUCCUCGUGCCAGGCUGUGCCCCCCGGCUGGAACGGGCAGAAGGUGCUCAGCACCAUCAGGAAAGGCAAUAGAUAAACCACUAAAGGCCCUCUUUCUUCCCACGUUGCAGGUGUUGCAAUGGGGGACUGGGUACCCCUGUGGGAAGCAAAUUGUGUCAGUUCCUCUGCAGAUUGCGUCACUGCUCCCCGCAGCCUCUUCUCAGGAAGGGCUCUCUCCCCACCAGAGCCCUGGGCGUGGGGCCUUUGGCCUCAGCCACUUCCUCUUCCGUUAGGUUAUCUGCUGGCCAGGCUUCAUGUUUGUGUAGAUGCAGCAGUGGCGUGGGCCAGCACGCUGACCCCCCACUCAGCUCUUGCCACAUUAAACACCUCACGUCUCCAGCCUUGCUCACA
This is a messenger RNA of Hirundo rustica (Barn swallow), 1991 nucleotides long. RefSeq names its product C1q and TNF related 1 (gene C1QTNF1). The coding region runs from base 413 to 1243 and encodes 276 amino acids. The record is from RefSeq and is a predicted model, not a curated record. Lineage: Eukaryota; Metazoa; Chordata; Aves; Passeriformes; Hirundinidae. The transcript is spliced from 5 exons. Gene Ontology annotation, molecular function: protein binding.